Molecule: messenger RNA, 3644 nt
Organism: Salarias fasciatus (jewelled blenny)
Lineage: Eukaryota; Metazoa; Chordata; Actinopteri; Blenniiformes; Blenniidae
Gene: eloa
Product: elongin A
Exons: 12
Coding region: 26-2098 (690 amino acids)
Biological process (GO): transcription elongation by RNA polymerase II
Cellular component (GO): elongin complex; nucleus
Molecular function (GO): protein binding
Source: RefSeq, a predicted model, not a curated record
GGCGACAGGGUAGCCAGCAGUAAAUAUGGCGGACGAACUGCUGGAAACAGCACAGAGACUUCAUUCCCGGCUCCGGGAGAAUCCGGAGCCCCGAAAGCUACUGAAAACUCUCAGAAGACUGGGGGAAUUUCCUAUGACUGUGGACAUACUGGUGGAAACUGGGGUGGGAAAAACUGUGAACUCUUUUCGGAGACAUGAAGCAGCCGGAGAAGUUGCAAAAAGCCUUGUGGCCAAAUGGAAGAAACUGGUUCCUCAAUCUGCCGACAGGUCUAACACCCACACCAAAGAGGCCUCUCGUUCGUAUGCACAUUCUCGAGGCGAUGGGCACAGGCAUCCCCGAGAGCCCUCACCAGAAGAAGAGCGCUCUUAUGUGGCGGAGGAGGAGGAGGAGGAGGAAGUAGAACAAGAAGAGGAGGAGGAGGAGGAAGAAGAAGAAGAGGAGAGAGGUUACCACACCAAUUACUCACCCUCACCACCUCGACACAACCAGUACAGCCCCCCGCAGCGAGCCGGAUACCACUCAGAUGAGUACGAGAGCCCUGAGCCUGAGCCUGAACCCGAGCCCGAGCCCGAGCCCAGCCCUCCACCUCCCUCCCCUCCUCCUCCUCGCAAAGAGGUACGCCAUGCCAAACCAAACAAGGACCCCGGUAGGAAUCAUCACCACAGCAGGGACAAAGAUGAGGAACGGCGACAACGUCACGCACAGACGAGUGCCGAUCGAGGAGGAGGCGAGGGGAAGAAGCGGGAGAGGCAGCAGAGUCCAGUCCAUAAAUCUGCCAAACACAGCAAGAAAUCGACCUUGCAGGACAGCAGGAGGGAGGAGAAGAAGAAAGGAGGCGAUGAUGGGUUAAAACGAGCGCCGAAGGACUCCCCAUCAAAGGAGGAGGAAGACGAUUUUGAGACGCCCACCAUGUCUUUUGAGUCCUUCCUCACGUACGACGCCCCAACGCCUGUCAAGAAGAAGAAGAAACCAUCACAGCCUCCCCCGCCGUCGUCGUCAUCUUCAUCGCACAGUCGCCCCUCUCAGUCUUCCUCCUCCACAUCAUCUUCCCAUCGCAGCCGCACAUCUCCGCCCGUCUCCUCCUCCUCCUCUUCCUCCAAGACGAGCAAAGCCAGCAAGGCGAACGGUGCGCAGAGCAACAAGAGGUCACACUCAGGCUCCAGUUCAUCAGCAGCUGGGGCAACAUCAGAGAAACGCCGCAGGGUUGUUGAAGCUGUUCCGACUCUCCCUGAAAUCCCUUUGCCGGCAAUUCAACCCAACUACAGACCUCUGCCCUCAAUUGAUGUCACGCCGCUCUCCCCUCAGAGACGCAAAGUUCCUGCGUACAACGACGAGGACAGCGCCGGAUUUACAGGGAAGCGAUUCAACUCCAAGAUGGUGGUUUACUCAGGCUCCAAGACGUCCUACCUGCCCAGGAUGAUGACCCUGUACGAGCAGUGUAUCCGCGUGCUGCAGAACAACAUCAACUCCAUCGCGGAGGUGGGAGGGGUCCCCUUCGACAUCCUGGAGCCGGUCCUGGAGCGAUGCACCCCAGAGCAGCUGUACCGCAUCGAGCAGAGCAACCAGUGUUUCACUGAGGAUUCGGACGAGCUCUGGAUGCGUCACUGCAAGCGUGACUUCAAGCGGGAGACUCCUCAGGAGUACGAGUCCUGGAGGGAGCUGUAUCUGCGGCUGCACGACGAGCGCGAGGAGCGGCUGAGGAUGCUCACGUCCCACAUCUCGUCUGCGCACGCCAACAAGCCCAAAGGACGGCAGGUGAAGAUGGCGUACGUGAACUCUGUUGCCAAGCCGCCGCGUGACGUCCGGCGCCGGCAGGAGAAGUUUGGCACCACCAGCGGCUCGUCGGCCUCCUCCAUCGCUGCUGCCGCGCCCAUCAAAAUGAGGCCAGCUCCAGAUUAUUCUGGUGAAUCCAGCCGCCUUUCCUCAUCCCAGGAGAGCCCGUCUCCCAGCUCAUCCCGUUCCUCAGCACCAGGCGGCGGCGGCGGCGGCGGCAGCGGAGGAGGACACGCUGCCCGCGAUAAGCCACAGGUCAAAAAAAUCGCCCCGAUGAUGGCCAAAACUAUCAAAGCAUUCAAGAAUAGAUUCUCCCGUCGAUAGUGUGAAAGAGACUGAAUGUAUUUUAUUGAAUUCCAACUGUGUUUAUAAUUUAAUUUUAGCAGCAUUUUACUGGAGGUCCUCAAAACCUACACACACACACACACACACACACCCUACCUACCCAACAUGCCAGACGAAUUCACACGAUUCAGUGAAAAUAACGGUUGCUUUUUUAAAUCACGAAGUGUCGACUCCUGUCACGUCCGCCUUUAGAAAAUGGACGACCAUGAAUUCUGUUACGUCUCCUUGCUUUUUCAGCAGACUUGUUUAAUGACGUCAAGUCAAUGUUCAGUGUCACAGGGUUCAUUUCUCGCUGUAUUUCUCCAGCAACUCACAAACGUAGACUAAAGUAAAAACUGGAAAUGGGCGAACAGAACACCGACAGAAGCACGCUUCACAGCCGGGAGAGUAAUACCAUUUCUUAGAUUGAUAUUUAUUCUUUAUUAUUUAAUUGUAGCCCUGAGCGGUGACAGCCACAACAUAAAGUGAAAUACGAUCGCACUCAAUUUAGAUGAUUUCCAGUUUGUUUGUUUUUUUUUUUUUUUAUGUCUUUGAUGGGAAAUGAUUGCAACUGAGUUUUAAAAGUAGAAAUGCAGAAAUGUUACACCUGACCUCGAAGAGACAGGCGUGAAGAUUGAGUGGAAAAAAAAAGAAGAAAAAAAAAAGAAUAUCCUUUUUUUUAAAGGUGCCGGCUAUGGUCACUUUCUCAUGUGAAGUGACAACAAUACUGAUCUUCUGUUUUUACACUUUGUUUCCUGUACAUUUUACCGUGUGAGACUGUGAGCUGUGGAGUUAUCGGCAGGAAGACUUCAGCAGCUCCGAGCUCUCUGAACUGAGUCCGAUCACUUGUUUCUUUUUGUUUUCAGUCCUUUUUCCUGCUCGAUGGAGCUUGAAGAGUUUUACCGAUCGACUCGUUUGUUUUUCUGCUAGAGAGUAAAUAAGAAUUUUCCGAAAUUUCAAACUCGUCCUUUGAUUGAAAAGGCAGAGAUUUUCGUCAUUUGCUCCUUUCUUUUAUGACCAAAUGAUAAACUACAUUGAAAGGCUAUAAAGCCUCCGUUGUUCUUCGUACGUUGGUGUCUUGCAUGGUGCUCCUCCUGACACGCUGACCGGCUGGUACACAGCUCUGGUCUCCUCUUCUUUCUUUUUUUUUUUUUAAACAAACAGAUGGUUUUUCCUGGUGUGGUUGUGGAAGCCUCACAUGGUGUCGAUGAACUACACGCUCACACAAACACACAUCAUAGACUCGUUUCCUCCCUCCAGUGGCUUCAGAUCACCUUCUUUCUGCUGUUGAAUAUGUGUCUCUCUCUCUGUGUGCUUCACUGUGACAGGCAGGAUUGAGGGAGGGAUGAGAAGUCUGUAUGAUCAAUAAGGAAAGAAGUCAAUAGGAUGUCUGCAGCUUCAUUUCAACCUGAUGAGAGAUAUAUUUAUUUUCAACACUGGGACCUUGGAACCCCACAACAUGGGCCCGAAUGGAAGUAGAAUAAAAAUUGUAAUUUUAUUAGAUUUUAAUAAAUGUUAUAUGGUCAUUUUUAUUAAAAUUGACUUU